CACACCACCCACACCACACAUCCACCACUAUGAUGAUAACUCCACCACCGCGUUUGUGCCGAAGCGUAAGACACGCGUGUUCUCCUACACACAUUUGCACGCUCCAUAUUACACUCCCACACUCGCACAAACACUCCCACACAGGAACCAUCGCUGGCAUCGUCAUCGCGCAGGAUUCCUAUACCAGUCGGACCGCAUUGUUGAAGAAUACAAAAAAGAGGCGUUGUGGUGUUUUGGUUUCUGCUGCUGCUCAUCGCUGGUGUUAAGACGAUGCGAAGGUAAUGGAUCGGUUUGCGCGAUUCAUUCGCGGAUAACAAAAUCGACGUCCUACCAGGACGUAGCAGCCUCCUUCAGCCAAGCUUGCCCUCAAACACCCAAGCCGGUGUGGGCGACUCGCAGCCGACGACUUUGGGAGACUAAAGCCACGCACGUGGUCGCGACGACACUCGGGCGGCCGGGCGCUGCUGCGGGAAAUCGUUCAACGCCUCCGCGCCUCCGUGCCGCGAGUCCUGGCGGCGGCGGCGAUGUCCGGUGGCGAGGGUGAGCCGCCGCUGGGGUUUGUGCGGGUCCUCUACGAGUUCUCCUACGAGGACAGCGACGGCGGCCGCGGCCGGGUCACGCCCGGCGAGCACUACUCGCUGCUGCAGACCAGCACCGCCGAGUGGUGGCUGGUGGGGCCCCUCGGUGGUGGCGGGGCGAUGUUCUACCUGCCGGCCAGGUACGUGCAGAGGACUGCGGCGGCGGCGGCGGUGGGCCCGAAGCGCGUGGAGGUCGUGCGUCAGCGCGUGCCACCCAUGCCGCCUCCACGGUGCCGGACGGCGUGGAGGAACCGCGUGGAGCCGCGCGUCCACUCGGAGCAGAGUGGAGAUGGAUUGUUCUCUGUGGAGGAUGAGGAGGAGGAGGAGUGGCGGUCGAGACUGGACGUCAAUCGCAACGAUCACCACAACCACCACCACCACAACCACCACCACAACCACCACCAGCAGCAGCAGGACCACGACCAACGUCACCACGACCACCAGAGUGACCGUCACGAUGAUCGUGACCAACACGACCAACACUACCACCACGACCAGUACCAGCACGAUGACCAGCACCACGACCAGUACCAGCACCAUGACCAGCACCACAACCAGUACCACGACCAAUACCAGCAUCACGUCCAGUACCAGUACCAGCCCCACAACCACGACCACCACAACCACCACCGCCAUCGCCAUCGCAACCAUGACCAGGACCCCCACGACCAGGACCCCCACGACCAGGACCCCCACGACUCCCAAGAUCACAUCGACUCGGGCGCCCGCGAGGACGUGGCGCUGACGGCGCUCUACACGAGCGUGUACACGGUGCACGGCCGUGCCCUCUCCACGGUGGCCGGCGAGCGGCUACUGCUGGUGGAGAGGGCGACGGGCGACUGGUGGGUCGUGUGCCGGCCGGAGCGGCGGGAGGAGCCGUUCUACACGCCCGUGUCCUACGUCGCUCGCAGAGAUGCGCCGGACGUGGCGAGGGUGGCGAGUGGUGGACACCGCGGAUCCGGCGUCGGCCAGAGCAGCGGCGGCGGCAGCGGCGGCAACAACGACACCAGCAGCGACUGCUACAGCCAGCGCAACGACAGCUGCAUCAUCGGCAGCAGCAGCAACCACGCAGGCAUUGGCGGCUUCAACCACAACAGCAGCAGCAUGAACAGCAGCAGCAACAGCACGGGUAUUAGCAGCAUUGAUCAGAACAGCAACAGCAGCAAGGGAAUAGGCAGCUACAACAGCAACAGCAGGAUCAGCAACAACGCGGGCAUUAGCAGCUUCAAGCAUUACAACAGCAACAUGAACAGCAGCAACGACAGCAGGAAGGACAUUGGCAGCAUUAACCAUAGCAGCCCCAUCAGCAACAGCAGCACGGCCAUUAACAGCGUCAACCACAACAACAGCAGCAGCAGCAGCACGGGCGUUAGCAGCUACAACCACAGCAGCAGCAGCAACAGCAGGACGGGCAUUAACAGCAUUAACCACAACAACAGCAGCAGCACCAGCACGGGCAUUAACAGCGUCAACCACAACAACAGCAGCAGCAACAGCACGGGCAUUAACAGCAUCAACCACAACAACAGCAGCAGCACCAGCACGGGCAUUAACAGCGUCAACCACAACAACAGCAGCAGCAACAGCACGGGCGUUAGCAGCUACAACCACAGCAGCAGCAACAGCAGCACGGGCAUUGCCAGCGUCACCCACAACAACAGCAGCAGCAACAGCAUUGCCAGCGUCACCCACAACAGCAGCAACAGCACAGGCAUUGCCAGCGUCACCCACAACAACAGCAGCAGCAACAGCAUUGCCAGCGUCACCCACAACAGCAGCAACAGCACGGGCAUUGCCAGCGUCACCCACAACAACAGCAGCAGCAGCGGCACGAACAGCAGUGAGAGGGCACAGGCGGCCGUGGCGGUGGGCAGCGCGCCGCGUGGCUCCACCCCGCGGGGGAACCACCCCGGCACCGUCGCGCGACCUGCGCCGCCCUCGCCGCCCUCGCCGCCCUCGCCAUCCUCGCCAUCCUCGCCAUCGUCGCCGAAGUCUCCGACGUCGCCAUCCUCGCCGAAGUCCCCGACGUCUCCGACGUUGGUGCGCGUCGUGCACCCGUGCGACUACACGAGCGAGCGGGGUCGCCGCGUGCGCAUCGCGCGGGGCGAGCUCUUCGUGCUGUCGCGCAAGACCGACGCCUUCUGGUGGAGGGUGAGGCGCCUGGGCGAGCGCAAGCCCUUCUACGUGCCCACGGGCUACGUGCGGGAGGUGCGCGGCGUCGGCGUCGGCGGCGGCGGCGGCCUCGGGAACGCGGCCGCAACCGACGGCGGAGGCCUCCGCGUUCCGCCGCGGCCGUCGGGCGUAGCGGCGGAACCGGCCGAGUCGCGGCCGCCCCACCGGGGCCCCGGCGAUCCCCGGCCCGCGGCGCUGCGGGUGCUCUUCAGCUUCGAGUUCGCGGGGCGCGCCAGCGGGCAGCCCGUGCGCAUCGCCGAGGGCGAGGAGUUGGAGCUGGUGAGCAAGGAGAGCGCCGAGUGGUGGAGGGCGGCGCGGCCCGGCGGCCCGACGCUGCUGGUGCCGUCGGCGUACGUGGACGAGGUGGCGGCGGCGGCGGCGGCGGCGCCGUCACGUCGCUCGUGA
This is a messenger RNA of Petromyzon marinus (sea lamprey), 3155 nucleotides long. NCBI's taxonomy places the organism in Eukaryota, Metazoa, Chordata, Hyperoartia, Petromyzontiformes, Petromyzontidae. The record is from RefSeq and is a predicted model, not a curated record.